Messenger RNA from Dunckerocampus dactyliophorus (ringed pipefish), 2884 nucleotides. It is a transcript of the gene ppp1r3aa, whose product is annotated as protein phosphatase 1, regulatory subunit 3Aa. The record is from RefSeq and is a predicted model, not a curated record. Gene Ontology annotation, molecular function: glycogen binding; protein phosphatase 1 binding. The coding region runs from base 244 to 2616 and encodes 790 amino acids. Lineage: Eukaryota; Metazoa; Chordata; Actinopteri; Syngnathiformes; Syngnathidae. Gene Ontology annotation, biological process: regulation of glycogen biosynthetic process. Gene Ontology annotation, cellular component: protein phosphatase type 1 complex. The transcript is spliced from 5 exons.
AAACCCGUCGUCGGUGUCGGGGGAAAAGUGAAAGUUCAUCCAGACACACGCCGAUCGCCCGGACAGCACAUCCGCCCUGGCAGCUGUAACCCAACUCCAUCUGUCCAGUCACGUCCCCGCUCCCGACUCACCCGCCUUUCUCCAGUGUCCCUGCGACCCGGGCUUGAGGGCCACUCUGCUCCGAGCCACCCUGCGAGCCAGGACGGCCCGCUAGCUGCUUCCCACCCAGACCUUUGCAACACCAUGGAGGCUCUGUGCAUGCAACACCUGGAGGAAGAUCAUGACAAAGAGGAGUUCAGGAUGGAGGCCUGGGGCUCCACUGCUGAAGAGGAUGAAGAAACUGUCGUGCCUGCAAUCCGGAGGAAGGUGUCAUUCGCGGAUGCUUUCGGCCUCGAUCUGGUGUCCAUUAAGGAGUUUGUGGAUGCCACGGAGGUCAGCGAGGAAAGAGAGGCCAGCCCUUCGGAGGAGUUUUACCUGUCUUGUCUCUUCACCGCACCUUCAUCUUCAGAGGAGCUGGAGCGGAGCCUGGAAGCACAGAUGGUGGAGCUGGAGAGCAUCGAGCUCCUACCGGGUACCACCACCCUCCGAGGCACCGUGCGGGUGCUCAACCUCUGCUACAGCAAGUCCGUGUACGCAAGGAUCACCCUGGACCGCUGGAGGAGCUACUUUGACCUGAUGGCCGACUACGUGCCUGGAUCCAGUGAUAGGAAAACGGAUCGGUUUACCUUCCAGUACACAGUGGUUCCUCCCCUGGAGAAAGACGGCACCAGGGUGGAGUUUUGUCUGCGUUAUGAGACAUCAGUGGGCACAUUUUGGGCCAAUAACAAAGAGAUGAACUAUGUCAUGUUCUGCCACCAGAAGAAUCCUGUGAAGCAACAAGUGCAGAGGAGCUGUCUCAAAGCUAACAGGAGGGGAAGUGCUCAAGAAAAACAGAUCAACAACAUGGCCAUACUUACCACAGAAGCCGAGGCCCCACGUGAAGAGGAGAGUGCAGAGAGUCCGUUCUUCUUCCACCCUGCGGAGCACAAACCUCUGGUGGAGAGCAUAAAAACUCGACCAAGAGCUGCGCGUCUGGCGCACGUCAAAGACAUAUUCUCCCAUCGGUGGGGGCAGCAUGAUGCCCGGGCGCAUGUGGGGAACUCUGACGGCAUCAGGACAAGGAAACAAUCGAACACGAUACCCCAUGUGCUUACCUACCACCAAAUACCUCUGAUUACACUGGACUGGGACAAUGACGAUAAUCUAAUGGAUGAUAUCUGGACGGGAAGAGCCAAAGUGACCUUGUCGAAAGAGCAAAAUGUAAAAGCUGUAGCGUCUGUUAAUGAUAUUUGGGGGUCCUUUCUUAAUGGGAAAGGUCACGCUGCUGAUAAUGAGACCUCUGCGUGUGAGGUCUGGCAGACCUUUAUUAACGGGCCUCGUUGCGAGGACGACCCGAGUGUCCCCGAGUCAGAAUGGCUGCAGACGGCCGCGCUGGUUUCUCUUGCGCCUGAAAAAAAAGAGCAUGUCCGGAAUGCCACCCUGGACGUCUCAGCUGCAAGUCAGGCGCUGUCACAUGCUUCCCAAACAUCGCCGGAUCCCGUUUCCUUGAGGGGUGACAACAGAGGCGCAGCAGAGUCGCAGACGGCGCUCGUGUCCUGGGGAUCUGUUGACACUCUAGAAGAACGUACAAACAAAGGAGAUGAAUGCCUGAAGGAGUUGGCGCCAAUGACAGCAGAGUCUCAGAAUGCCGACGGCCAUGACAGGAUCUCACUGGGAGAAAGACCGACUCGAGGGUGGGAAGACACAGGUGGCAGGGUGGGUCACCAAAGGCCUGAGAUGGAAGUUGAAGCGUCGUUUCCACGUCUUGUUGAGGAAGCCAGAGAAGAUGAGAAGAAAAAUGAGGAAAUGGGCACACUGGAUGACCAUGUCAUCAUCUCAAAUGGCACAAGCUUACAGAUCAUUCAAGUCAGUCCAGAGGCGUGUGUCCUCCACGACCCUUUAAGACAUUUCCCGACAGAUGAGCACAACCUGAAUGAGAACAUGAAGUCUCAGGAGGGUGAAAAAAGCCUCAAGUUAACGGAGCUUUGCAACCAACCGGAUCCAUUAAAUGAGCAAGUGAGUGUUGGAAAACCCAACGUCUCCUUAGCGUUGGAGGACCCUCUGGGAAUAAACGAAAGAGAGGACAGACAAGAGCAUAAUUUGACGGAAAAUACCAACGCGCUUGAAGUGAUGGAGUCCAGAUUGGAUGGAGUCGGAGCCGCUGAUGGUACACUUGAACGGCCAACAGACCCCAUAUUAGGUGUUCUCCAUGAGACAGGAAGUACUGCCACAGAGGAAAGCGGGCAGCUGAUUGCUCAUGCGGAUCCUGUUUUGUCUGCUCCGGAUGUCGACCAUCCCUCCCAGAGGCCCGACGGUUUUGUGUGGUGGAGCAUGUUGUACAUCCUCAGUCACAUCACCCGAUUCGUCACCUGCAGCCUGCCAGUCGCCGGAUUCGUUGUCAUUGUUUCCUUGUAUGAUUUCCUUGCAUUCUCAGUGCUGUACGUGUUUUCAUGUCUUCAUGUUCUUACUUGUUUGCUCGCCUGGUGGUUUUCUAAGUGGAAGGGGCCUCAGGCGGUGACAAACGGGGUUGUCAGCUAGGGUGAAAUGGUUACUAAAUCAGGGUGUCUUCAUAGGGACUAGGUGCAACGACACAUUUUUAUAUCUGUAUUUUUCUCUUAGUAGUGCACUGUUUGUUUGGCUUUUCUUGAAUAAAAUAAAUUAUUGGUCACCAUCCUUUACUGGCUUCAAGACGUAUUUUUAGACUUCUUGUCUUCCUGCCUCUGAUUUGGACCACAUUUAAGUUUACUUAGCAACAACAAAGACGGGAACAUCUUGUACACCAUGUUGCUUUUUCCUCCCCCAGCCC